AUGAAAAUCAAUUGUCUUGAGAUGCAAACUGCUCGACCGGAAAAUCCUCAAACAACCCGUUUAAUAGCACCACCUCAUAAUUUCACACGAAUCCUUUUAACCGCAGCCCAAGUUUCAUGUUUUCUAAUAAUCGGUACUAAAGAAGAAAUAAAUAAAUUUCUUGAAGACCAUAAAGAAGUUACAAUUUUUUCACAUUUAAAUCAAAUAAUUCCGGAUAGAGAUGAGAUAUUAAUCCGUUUAUCACCAUAUACAACAAAACCAAUCGGCCCGACGGCAUUGGGAACAAAUUUUUCACUUGAUUGCAUAAAGUGUUUGAUACCAUCAUCGAGAUGGUGUUUAGAAUUCAGAUUACUAAGCACAAAUUGGUUACAAAAUGAUGAAAAAGGGAGAAAGUGGGAGAGAUGGGCUAAUAAAAGUAAAGAAUGGUGUGAAAUUAAUGGGACUACGUUAGAGAAUGUUAGGGGGAUUAUUGAAAGGAAAUGA
Molecule: messenger RNA, 483 nt
Organism: Dentiscutata erythropus
Lineage: Eukaryota; Fungi; Glomeromycota; Glomeromycetes; Diversisporales; Gigasporaceae
Source: the annotation of a GenBank genome assembly